AUGGCAAUUACUGGUGUGGCUGUCGCCGGUGGCACCGGUAACCUCGGACCAGCCAUUAUCACUCAACUCCUCGACGCCGGAUUCCAAGUCACCAUCCUCAGCCGCUCGGAGUCUCAUCAAGUCGAUUCCCGCGCCAAAGUCCAAAUCGUCGACUACGCCUCCCUAGACUCUCUUGUCGCCGCCCUAAAAGACCAAGACGCCGUCGUCAACGCCCUCAGCGUCGGCAUCGUCCCCCGCGACAUUCACCUGCGCCUCGUGGAAGCAGCCCAAACCGCAGGCAUCCAGCGAUACAUCCCAUCCGAGUUUGGCUCCAACACCGGCAACCCGUUAACCGCCCAGCUGCCCGUCUUCGGCGACAAGGUAGCCGUUCUCCAGAAACUGGAGGAAGUCAGCAAGCAGGAUGGCGCGUUUAGCUGGACUGCAGUGAUCAACGGACCCUUCUUCGACUGGGGUCUUGAAAAUAAGUUUAUUAUCAACCUCCAGGGUCCGUCGACACGUAUCUUUGACGGCGGCGAUGUCCCCGUCAGCAGUACCACGCUGGCAAGUGUUGGACGAGCCGUGGCCGGAGUGUUGAAGCAUCCCGAGGAAACUAAGAAUCGGUCUGUCUUUGUUUCUGAUGUGCAGUUCACUCAGAAUCAGCUUUUGGAGUUGUCUGGUAAUGCAGAUAAGAUUCAGCGAGAGGAUGUUAAGACGGAGGAUGUGGAGAAGCAGGCUUAUGAAGCUCUGAAACAGUCUCCUCCUGAUGGGAGGGCGUUUGCUACUAAUCUUAUCCUGCGGGCUAUUUAUGGUGGUAAAUAUGGGGCUUUGUUUAGCAAGACUGAUAAUGAGUUGUUGGGUGUUCAGAAGUUGUCGGAGGCUGAGGUUGCGGAUGUGGUGAAGAAGUAUGCUUAA
Molecule: messenger RNA, 891 nt
Organism: Penicillium cataractarum
Lineage: Eukaryota; Fungi; Ascomycota; Eurotiomycetes; Eurotiales; Aspergillaceae
Product: aromatic alcohol reductase
Exons: 2
Coding region: 1-891 (296 amino acids)
Molecular function (GO): oxidoreductase activity
Source: RefSeq, a predicted model, not a curated record